Messenger RNA from Macrobrachium nipponense, 4915 nucleotides. RefSeq lists its product as uncharacterized. The coding region runs from base 404 to 3637 and encodes 1077 amino acids. Gene Ontology annotation, molecular function: G protein-coupled receptor activity. Gene Ontology annotation, biological process: G protein-coupled receptor signaling pathway. The record is from RefSeq and is a predicted model, not a curated record. The transcript is spliced from 3 exons. Lineage: Eukaryota; Metazoa; Arthropoda; Malacostraca; Decapoda; Palaemonidae. Gene Ontology annotation, cellular component: plasma membrane.
CGGUGAAAAACAAAAUCACGGGAAAGUCAAAACCUCGGUUCUCAGGAAGCACCAAACGUACCUUCCUACCCAAAGCAGGUUUCCCGCCCUCUGGAGCCUAGUAUUCAAGGUCAGCAAGAGCGUUGCCGUUUUGCUCGCCAGUCCUUAGCCUGGGGAAGCGCGACACCAGAGUAGGAUAACAAUUGCGCGAGGUACCUUCUUUCCUACAGACGUAGUCGAAACUUACGUAGUGAAGUGUUUAAAUAAAGUCAGGUUUGACGUCGGAUAGCGUUCGGUAGCGUUAUUAAAAAACAGGAGCUCGAUUACAAAACAUCAGUGGACUUAUGGGCAGAGCAGGGCCCUUGGUGUAGAGGAGAGAAGAGGAGAACCCGUUGUUGGUGCCUUCAAGGGCUUCUUCAUCAAGAUGAAACGAAGACCUACAACGUCCUGCUGGUGCCUCCUGUUUAUGAAUCUCCUAGUGGCAGUGCCCGGCCUUGCUGAGGAUCUGCCCAAAGGUAGAGGCCAGCAUUGCAUCGACAGCGAGUUUGAAGGGGGCCUCAUCAAAGCAAGACGUCCUCUCUUUAACAAGCAACAAAGAGAAAAUCAACAGACAGAGCUUAAAAAAGCAUUCUUGCGUAGAUUCAACAGCAGCUUAAACUACAUGAAACCUUGCUUUCCUGACGAGCAUAAUCCGACUGCGGAGCUUUCCUGUUUACAUUUCCUCGGCGAUAAACAUGUCCAUAUGAAGCACCUACAAAAGGACAACUCUUACUGGUGGUACCCAGCCGUGCACCACAAUCAGAGUGACGAAGAAUUAAAAAACAACUUCGAAAAAUGUAACGGAUAUUUGGGAAAUUUGGAAAGGAAUGUUCCCACGACAAACAACGUUGACAACUGCACGGACAUUUCGUGUCAUCUUCGAUACACCCUCAUCCCAUUCUUACCAUGGAAAUGCCAAGUGGACAAUGAAUUCAGUAGGAAAAUUGAGUUACUGGUGUACUUAUAUAACAUUAAAAACACUUUAUCAAGAAACUGUGGCGAUUUAAUAUGUAACAUAACUAAAAUAGACACUUCAAUAACCAUUUUAAGUUUAAAUAGAGCCACGGAUCAACUUUGUAUAGAAACACUGAAUGAAAUUAAUAACAGUCCCUCUUGCUACCCGGAAAGCAAUGAAUUCUGUUUUUAUGCAUUAAAAGAACGAAACACAAGGCAAUCCUUUGUAUUCAUCAGCAAAGACACUGACACUAUUUCUAAAAAUGAGAAGCUAGUGUACAUUUUACGAAAUUUUACCAAUUUCCAGGGGAAUGGAUCGUGUGAACGCCCUCUGGACUAUACAAUGAAAAUAAUGCAUUUCAACAAAAACCAAACUUACUACUUUUGUUCCAGCCGGUCAAAUGACAAUGCCAGAGAUUCAUGGCGCAUAAAAGAUAUUACGGAGUCUAAGUUUCUAGUAGCAUUAAACGCCAACGUCAGUGUUAGAACCAUAGAAAGUAAUGUGAUCCUUCAGCAAUUACUUUCCAACAGAAACAACAUCAAUACAACAGUAUAUAACAUCAUCUUAAAGUCAAACUACACAUUCGAACACUACACAGACGCAUUCAACAUCAGUGUCUUUAACGCGAACCCCACAGAAAUAAAAGUACUAGAAGACGUUAUCAAGCAGGAAAAAUAUGUCACUAUUACAAGCACAAAAUAUUUUACCAAAGUUGAAAACAAUGAAUCAAUAUGGGGUCACCUGAACUGGAUCAUUUUCCAUUCCUGUUCACAUGAAUAUCAAAAAGACGACAAAGGUCUGUUCCUCUUCCUUUACAAUGGCACCUUAAACUUGGAAUAUAUCUGCAAUGAAAGUACAGCUGUUCUUCUCACCUCCAUCAGAAGAGAAAAUGUUACCUCUCUUAACUCUACAAACUUUGUCCGUGGAUGUUUCGAUCAAGGUAUAAGCCAUAACGAAACCAGCAAAGACUGUAAAGAUAAUCUACAAAGCGGUACAGACUAUGAGACACGAUUUUUCCACUUUUUGAUUUACCCGAGAAACAUAGACAAGCUAUCAGCUAUAAACCAGGCGGACCAAAUAAUGAAAAAUCCUAAUGAAACUGAACUCUUUGAAAAGACAUUUUAUCAGGGGAGCCAUCCUUCAGUUCGAGGCGGCUUUACCAAAAUAGUUGAGAUAAAACCAUCCGAGUUUGAUCACAAGGAGCAGACAAUAUCCCUACAAAAAACGCUGCAAAUACUGAUAAUGGCCAGUCUCUCCGGCAACAAGAAAUGCUUAAAAACUCUUAAGGAAGGUAGUUUUUCAAUUGAUAUAAAUCCAAAUAGUACAAAUGAUAAUUUGCAACCACAACCACUUUACGUGAUUGGUCCAAUUCCAUUUGAUAUCUCUAAUGAAUCUUGUUUAACAAUUCUUCCCUAUGAUGUUUACACUGAUUUGAAUAGAAUCAAAGAAAAUAAAAAGCUACGAGUAAACAAAUUCUGGCCAAUAUGCAUGUACAAUAUGUUGAUUGCAUGGGAUGAAAACACUGAAGGGGUGGUCCUGGAGUGGGAUUAUCUCUCUCCUUCAUGCAAGGCUAUGGAAACUGCUCUCUUCGUUUUCUGUUGUGCCAUUACCUUCAUAACAAUAUUUGGAAACACAAUAGUAAUCACAGUUAUCAUAUUUUCACGCUUAAUUAAGAAGCAUGUGUACAUGAUAUAUACUUCAUUGGCCGUAGCUGACCUACUUCUUGGUGUUACCUCAGCUUCACUAGCGCUUCAUGACACUUAUUACCUUAGGAGUGGUCAACUUACAAUCUAUAACUUCAGUGAUGAGGGACCCUGGGCCCCAUUUGGGACACUUGCUCAUAAUCAACCAAAAGGGUUCCAACAAACUAGAUUUCCGCGACACGGAUGGCCUGGAUUCUGUGCAGUUGCUAUGAAUAUCUCUAUCCUUUCUUCUUUAAUGUCACUGGCUUUACUUGGUACUGAUCGUCUCCUCAUGUUCCUAAGCAUUCUCACUCUCAAAGAUAAAAAGGGAAAUGCAUAUACUGAUAAUCAAAAUGACAUUCAACUUCAUGAACAAAACAACAAGAAUCACAAUCACAAUCCAAUAAGAUUUCGAGACCCUUUUGUCAACACUCGGUACACACAGAUUACCAUCCUCAUCAUAUGGGUUUGGAACAUCAUUUGUGCGUUUUUAAUCAACACUGAAGCCAAUAAUAAUACUCUUACUGGUUUAUUUGAUCCCAUUACAAAGCUAACCUUAAAUACAGGGAAGGGUACGUCUUCUGUGUUCUACCUUCAAGUAAUAGUUGCUAGUAUGGCAGGAAUAAUAAUUGUAACUGCUACCGUCGCAUCUGCGAUCAUUUUCAACAUUCAUGAAUCCAAAAUGCAGAUGAAUGGCAUAACGAUUCAUCAUCCGCAGCGUAAAGAGCAAGUUUAUGUUGUAACUCGAACAUUUAUAAUGAUGGUAAUACUGUUUCUAGUCUCAAGUGUACCAGUAGCUGUUGGUAUAUUAACUAAUAGUUUAGUGUUGGAUUUCUCAAACACCGCUCCAACAUUUCACUUCGUGAUCUGGUGGCUCUUCAUGGCAGGAUCAUCAUGGAAUUGGAUAAUUUAUUGCUUCCGAGGGCAACUUUUCAAGGAAAAGGCAAAGGAAUUUUGUCAAAAUCUAUGUGGUUCACUAUGAAUCCUUGCAUUGAAGAAAUGCUAAAAUCACUAAUAUUUAAGCGGACUUUCCAUAUUCUAUACAGCAGGUAACACCACCACUAAAAUUAAUCACUGCAUCUCAACAUGAAACUGACAAAAAGAAAUAACCAAAGUAUAAAUUUAACCAAAACAACGGAUCAUUUCAUCGACUACAAAGCUAUGUAUUAAAAAAAAUUUUAAACUCACAAUUAUCUGCACCGAUUUUUGCAACAAAAUCUCAUCCACCUAACUUAGAAAUUCAAUUAUUUGAACAUCUUAAGGCUGGAGUUUUCUUUCUACUCGAGGAAAAACUCGUAGGUUCAUCAAGUGUUUACUCAAUACAUAUGAGAUUACUUUCCCCUCAUGUAUUUGUUUUGAGACAAUUCCUGGCGGUAACAAAUGCGAUGCGAAUUACCAGCCAAAAAUUUGACUGAAAAAAAAAUGGUACUUGGUGGUCGAUCAUGAAAUUCUAAUUUGAUGAAAAUCUGGAAAGAAUAUUCAACAUCCAUGUCUGGACCAAACUAUGAAAGAUGAAAAAGGAAAGUUACAAUGUUCCCCAAGUGGGGAAGUGAUAGCAUAAAUGAGCUGCUAACAAUCAAACCCGCACCAAAUCAAAUAUUUACCUAAGAGAAGGUUAUUAAACAAAAAAAGUCAAGAUGAAUACCUGUUCCCUUGUACACAGAAAAAGUGACUGGUGGAUUUCUAUGAAUCCCGUAUGCAUAACAGUACUUCAUUUAUCUAUGAUUCUGACUGAACAUGAGAUAUGACGAAUGGAGUGUCAGCAAAUGCAGCACGAAAGUUGGUGUUGCAUUCAUUUUAUCACAUUGAUAAAAUGAAUGCAACCUGAUUCAGCUCAUAUGUCCUUCCUUUACCAGUAAAUCUCUUUCAGAUUUACUGCAGUGGUCCGUGGUGGUAGGUUAUUGUGACUUGGACCAUCGACGGAUGGUCUCUUGUUUAUAAAAUUUUCAUAUGCUGUAUUUUAACAGCUCUUUCAAUUUCACAAUUGACUCCUGGUCCCUUUUUCUGCCGAAAGCAACCGGAUUUGCUGAACAGCAGCAUCUCAGUUCCAUAGGUCCUUUAUUCGUCACACCGUUGGACUGCGGAGCAGUCUCCCUGAGGAUGUCGUGCAAUGGGAACUUCUUAAGUGCAAGAGAAAAUGCAAUGUAUUACUAUACCCUAGUACAAUUCUUCUUGCGUUUUAAUGAUUUAAUUACAUUUUUAUCGUUACUGAUUUAUAGUAUUUGUUCAUUUGUUAUUUUUUAAUAAACAAUCUCUUCUU